Zea mays is the source of this 4050-nucleotide messenger RNA. RefSeq names its product nucleoprotein TPR. The coding region runs from base 837 to 3785 and encodes 982 amino acids. NCBI's taxonomy places the organism in Eukaryota, Viridiplantae, Streptophyta, Magnoliopsida, Poales, Poaceae. The record is from RefSeq and is a predicted model, not a curated record. The transcript is spliced from 8 exons.
GACGCGGAGCUCAAUAAAUAAAUAAAUAAACAAACAAAUAAGAACAUCCCGCAGACAGGCAGAAGGAUGACAAGAGCAACAGCCGUACCCAGACUCAAGCAAUGGCGUGGCAAAGUACUGCAGCAGGCAGCAGGCAGCACGGCAAGGCCGCAGCAUAUCCGUAGCAACGCUGCAGUACUUUCGUCACUUCUCACCGAAAACCAAUCGCCCUCCUCCCCACGCCUGUGGACCCAAAAAAAAUCAAUUCGAUUUUCUCUCUUCCGUUCUCCCCACACAAGAAUUGACCUCCGUUUUAUUGCCGCUCAUCUCAAUCUAAUCUCUCUCUCUAGCUCCCCCAAUCGCCAGAUCACAGAGAGAGGGGAAGAGCGUGAGGAGGGACGAGAAAGCCAAGCUGUAUAGCGAGAAAGCUCAGUUGAGUUCUGUUCUGCUUUUGUCUUCCUCUCUCGCUGGAUCUACUACUCCCACCACUGCCUCUGCCUCGGCCUCGUUGCUGCUGGCUGCGUGCGUGACUGCGUGCCUUUGCCCAAAGCAAGCCUGCCUGCUCGGUGGCUCGCUUCGGUUGCAGCUGCAGUGACCUCACCCUGCCUCUAUGCUUGCUCUCCCACCAUGUGGUGGUGGUCUUCGCGCUCCAACUAACCCCCACCAGCAGCGCAUCACACCACCGCAUCGCACCGCGAUGCCAACCCUGGUGGCGUCACGCGGCCCGGCGGCUUCUUCCGCGCGCCGCAUUGCAAUGCCGCCACCGCCGCUGGACGGACCCGUGAAGGAGUACUAGCUAGCUAGCUAGCCCAGCGGCAGCGGGCGAGGCGAAGGGAGCGGAGGUCGUUCUUGCAGACAUGUUCAAGUCGCGGUGGCGCGGCGGCAGGGCCAAGGCCGUGUUCAAGCUGCAGUUCCACGCCACGCAGGUGCCCGAGCUGGGAUGGGAGGCGAUGGUGGUGGUGGUGACGCCGCAGGACGCUGGCCGGCCGACGGCGCGGUCGGAGCCCGCGGAGGUCACCGAUGGCGCGUGCCGGUGGGCGGCCCCUGUCAUGGAGGCCACCAAGCUCCCCACCGGCAAGGACAAGAUCUACCAGUUCCUCGUCUAUGAGACCGGGUCGAGCAAGGCGGCGCUGCUGGGGGAGGCCACGGUGAACCUGGCGGAGUACGCCGACGCGUUGAAGCCGUCGGUGGUGACGCUCCCGCUCAAGGGCAGCCCCGGUGCGCUGCUGCACGUGACCAUCCAGCGGGUGGUGGGUGGCGCCGGUGGGUGCGGAGACGACGCGAGCGGCGAGAACGGCGACGCUCUGCCAGCGGUGGCGAAGACGCCAAAGAGGAGGACGACGCUGCAGAGCCAGCUGAGCAAGUUUGAGGACGAGGACAGCGAGAAGGCAAGAGCAGCCGCGGAUGCGAUGAGUCCUGUGCAAGAUGGAUUGUUGAUAAGAAAACCGCCAGACAUGAGGUUUCCAUCAAGAAGAAAUGUGCCUAUGUCUGCUGAUCCAGUGGGCCAUCUCCACAAUGGCAGCAGUUUCGAUGCCGUCUCAGUGUCGGGUUCAGAUGGAAGUUCUGGGCGAUAUACCCCCAAAAUUAGCGCAAGCACACACAACUCAUUUCUUCAGGAUAGUAGCAAUGCUCUCUCGCCAUUUGCCAACAAUCGCACCGUGAGGAACCCAUUGACCAGUUCUGGUGACUGGUCAGGAAGCUCAGCUCCUGAUGCUAGUACGGAUGGGUCAACAAGCAAUUCUGGUGAGGCAGGGUUAAGAGGGGAAGAGGAUGAUGUAGAUAAGCUAAGAAGUGAGAUAGCCACUUUAACCAGGAAAGUGGAUGUUUCAGAUAUGGAGUUGCAGACUCUCCGAAAGCAAAUUGUGAAGGAGAGUCGGCGUGGGCAAGAUCUCUUCAAGGAGAUGAGUAGCCUGAGGGAGGAGAGGGAUGCACUCAGAAGAGAAUGUGAAAGACUCAGAGGGGCAAAGAAUAUGAUCCAUGAUUCAAAUGGCUCAGAGAAACGGCUCUCAGAUGGGGAUGACCCAUGGUCACAGAUUGAAGAACUGAAGCAAGAUCUGAGUCAUGAGAAGAAUCUAAAUUCAGAUCUUCGUCUGCAACUUCAAAAGAUGAAGGAAUCCAACUCUGAGCUGCUUCUGGCUGUGAAAGAUCUUGAUGAGUCGUUGGAUAAAAAAAACAGAGAGAUUUCCAUUUUGCAAGAGGAUACACAGGAGGAUCAGCAGGAGGCAGAAUAUGAGCAUGCGCUGUCAAAUGUGCACAACUCUGGACAGAAAUUAGCCUUAUCUGAAACGAGUUCAUACCAAGAGAAGGAAGAUGAGCUUAUGCUGGAUGCACUGGCAAAGAAGCGUGAUGACAUCUCUACCUCUGAGCUUGAAAAGAAAGUCCUUGAGUUGAGCAAUGAAAUCGAGUUGUACAAGAAAGACCGUGAGGAUAUCGAGAUGCAAAUGGAGCAACUUGCACUUGAUUAUGAGAUUCUAAAGCAAGAGAACCAUGACGUGUCUUCGAGGCUGGAGCAAGCACAACUGAGGGAGCAGCUAAGGAUGCAAUAUGAGUGUUCGGCUCAUUUAGCUAUUAUAAGUGAUCUUGAGGCCAAUGUUGAGAGCUUGGAUAAUGAGCUCCAGACACAGGCUAAAAAGUUUGAAGCUGACAUAGCAGAAAUAACGAGCGCAAAGGUGGAACAAGAGCAGCGGGCCAUUAAGGCUGAGGAUUCUCUGAGGAAGAUAAGAUGGAACAAUGCAGCUACUGCAGAACGACUUCAGGAGGAAUUCAAGGUGUUGUCUUCACAGGUAUCUUCCGCUUUCAGUGCGAAUGAACGACACCUUGUGCAAGCAAGGAAAGAGGUCGCGGAGCUGCAGUUGCAGAAGAGCCAGUUAGAAGAGUUGCUGCAGAAGGCCCAAGGAGAUCUUGGAUCAGUUCAGGAUCAGCACCGGGCGAAGGUCCAACAGUUAAUAACCCUAGUGGAUUUCAAGUCAAAGGAGAUAGACAGGCUACUGACGGAGCUCAAAAGCAAGAGUGACGAGUUCCAUGACCAAAAAAGAUGCGAUGAAGCAAGGCUGAAUGCUCUGUCAGAAGAAAUGGACCUACUCAAUGCCAAGAUCGACGAGCUAUCCAGCGAGAGAAACGACCUCUCUGAAAAGAACGCGCAGAAAGACAAGGAACUGGCCGGAAUCAGUGAAAAGGACAUGCAGUUGCAAGACAAGACUGCUGAGAUCACUUCACUAAAUAAGGAGCUUGUAUCUCUCAAAGACCAAGUGAAGACGCAUCUGGACGAACUGCACGAUUUAAAAUGUCUGAAGGACAGGAAGGAGGAGACAAUUGGAAAACUGCAAAUAGAUAUUGGGUCACUGAAACUCCAGUGCGACAACUUGAAGACUUCGCUGUCCAAGAAGGAGUCCGAGAAAGAUAACCUUGCCUCUCAGGUGCUGGAGCUGAGAAGAUCCCUUGAGACCCGGGAAGAAGGGGCAAAGGCAAAUGGCCAAAAUUCAGACGCGAAGAACAAUCCGCAUACUAAUAAUAAGCGCAUGAAGCACAAUACCGGCUCCACCGGGAGCAUUGCUGCACUGCCAGGCACCAACGGACAGGGUGAAGACGAUGGUGACUGCAAUGGGCAUGACAUGAGGAACGCCGCAGCGGACGGGGCAGCGAAGGAGCUGGCCUCGCUGAAGGAGAGCAGCAAGGCGGUGGAGGAGGAGCUGAAGGAGCUGCACGAGCGGUACUCGGCGAUUAGCCUGAGGCUCGCGGAAGUGGAGGGCGAGCGGCAGCAGCUCGUGAUGACCGUUCGGUCGCUGAAGAACUCCUCCUUGCGGUGACUGAUGCAUCUCCACCCAAAUUGCUGUAGCUAAAAGGAUUUAGACGAUAGGUUUGUCCGUGACGUGGUUUUGUCCGUCAGAGUUACAGUACACAGCAUGUAGAUCUCGUCACAGUAAAAUGUGCAGUAAUAUAGCCAUAAGUUGUAAUAGUUGUCUUACCCUCUCUACAGUGUCAGUGUGUCGUGCUGUAUAAUUUCCGUGGCGUCAUUGUGUUGUGAAGUAAGGAAAAUGAGAAGGAAAAGAGUGGUCUUUCAGUUUAAUCUCA